GGGCGGGGGAGGGCGCCCGGGCGGCGGGCCGGCCCGAGGGCGCCUCCUCCUGGUGGCGCUGGUGCUGCCGGUGCUGCUGUGGGCGCGGGGGGUCCGGGGCCAGGGAGACCCCCAGCGGAGCACGAUCCUUGGCAUGCGACUGGAGAGCUGCGACAAGCCGUGUGGGAUGAACCCGAAUGGCAUCAUCUUUGUGUCCGAGGGCAGCACGGUGAACCUGAGGCUGUACGGCCACAGGCUGGGCUCCAUCUCCAGCAACCUGAUCUCCUUCUCGGAGGUGGACAACUCCGAGGCCCUCCACAACUCCACCCACUGCCCCGAGCUCACCAAGGACCUGGUCGUCCAGCAGCUGGUCAACGUGAGCCGCGGGGACACGUCCGGGAUGCUGGUGGUGUUCACCAAGUUCCUCCGGAGGAGCGAGAACAUGAAGCUGUACGCGCUGUGCACCCGGGCCAGCGUGGACGGGCCCUGGCAGAGGUGGACCGAUAAGGACUCGCUGCUCUACAUGGUGGAGGAGGCGGGGAGGUUCCUGCCCCUCUGGCUGCACAUACUUAUCAUUUUGGUGCUGUUAGUGCUAUCGGGCAUCUUCUCUGGCCUCAAUCUGGGGUUGAUGGCCCUGGACCCCAUGGAGCUGCGCAUCGUCCAGAACUGUGGCACGGAGAAGGAGAGGCGCUAUGCUCGCAAGAUCGAGCCUAUCCGUCGCAAAGGCAACUACCUGCUCUGCUCGCUACUCCUGGGAAAUGUGCUGGUCAACACCUCUCUCACUAUCCUUCUGGACAACCUCAUCGGGUCCGGGCUCAUGGCCGUGGCCUCCUCCACGAUCGGCAUUGUCAUCUUUGGAGAGAUCUUACCUCAGGCCCUGUGCUCCCGGCACGGACUGGCUGUGGGUGCCAACACGAUCGUUCUUACCAAAUUCUUUAUGCUACUCACUUUCCCCCUCAGCUUCCCCAUCAGCAAGCUCCUAGACUUUUUUCUGGGCCAGGAGAUUCACACCGUUUACAAUCGGGAGAAACUGAUGGAGAUGUUGAAGGUGACAGAGCCCUAUAAUGACCUCGUGAAGGAGGAACUAAAUAUGAUUCAGGGGGCCCUGGAACUACGGACCAAAACCGUGGAGGACAUCAUGACCCAGCUCCAUGACUGCUUCAUGAUCCGCAACGAUGCCAUCCUGGACUUCAACACCAUGUCCGAGAUUAUGGAGAGUGGCUAUACCCGCAUCCCCGUGUUUGAGGAUGAGCAGUCCAAUAUCGUAGAUAUUCUCUAUGUCAAAGACUUGGCCUUCGUGGACCCCGAUGACUGCACCCCCCUCAAGACCAUCACCCGCUUCUACAACCACCCCGUGCACUUUGUCUUCCAUGAUACCAAGCUGGACGCCAUGCUGGAGGAGUUCAAGAAAGGGAAGUCCCACCUGGCCAUCGUGCAGAAGGUGAACAACGAGGGGGAAGGUGACCCCUUCUACGAGGUCCUGGGCCUGGUCACCCUGGAGGACGUCAUCGAGGAGAUCAUCAAGUCCGAGAUCCUGGACGAGUCCGAUAUGUACACUGACAACCGAAGCCGGAAACGGGUAGCUGAGAAGAACAAACGGGACUUCUCAGCCUUCAAGGAUACUGACAAUGAACUCAAGGUGAAAAUUUCACCUCAGCUACUCCUGGCUGCUCACCGCUUUCUGUCCACGGAAGUCCCCCAGUUCAGCCCUGCUCUGAUAUCAGAGAAGAUCCUGCUUCGGCUGCUCAAGUACCCGGACGUCAUUCAGGAACUCAAGUUUGAUGAGCACAACAAAUACUAUGUGCACCACUAUCUGUACACCCGGAACAAGCCGGCCGACUACUUCAUCCUCAUCCUGCAGGGGAAGGUGGAGGUGGAGGCUGGGAAGGAGAACAUGAAGUUUGAGACGGGUGCCUUCUCCUACUACGGGACCAUGGCGCUGUCCUCGUUAACCACUGUGCCUUCAUCCCAGGUCGGGUGUCCGCCUGGCAAGCAGAACUCCCUGCUCUCCUGGCUCUCAGACCGCUCCCCAUCGCACCCCACCUGCCUGAGCCGCUCAGCCUCCCUCAGUUGCCCGGACCGCACAGACCUCUCCAGCCCAGCCCCCUUGGCAGGCAGCAGCAACCAGCUUGGCAGCUCUGUCCUGGGCCAGUACAUCUCUGACUUCAGUGUCCGGGCGCUCAUGGACCUGCAGUAUAUCAAGAUCACCCGCCAACAGUACCAGAAUGGGCUGCUGGCCUCACGGAUGGAGACCAGCCCUCAGUUUCCCCUGGACGGGUGCACCAUCUGCACGGAGAACCUGGCGGAGAAGCCUGAGCUGCCUGUGGUGGACGAGACCACAACUCUGCUCAACGAGCGCAACGCCACGCUGCACAGAGCUUCCCCCGAGAGCGCCAUCUGACAGGAGGGCCCGGGGCCCCCCGCCCGCUCCGCGGGGGCCGCUCCAGUGGGCCCACCUGAAGAGAAGGAGCCUGUCAGGACAGACGGGGUGCCGAUGGCCUACCUUCCUGAGCAGCCAGGUGGCCCCCAGCCUGUGGGGAAGCUGGCCUCUGACAGGGACCUGUGAGCAGCUCGGAAGUAGCGGCUGCCUAGCCCUGGACUGUGGGUGGCGAGUAACCACCACAAGGCGGAUUUUGUACUGGAGAGUUUCUAAACUAGGCUUAUUGCUCCUCUUUUGAAAUAUCAUUUGGGGAAGGGAAUGGGGAAGGGAAGACAGGGUUAAGGAUUUUAUUUAAAAAAAAAUUUUUUCCCCCACAAAAACUUUGGAAGGGGUUUCUCACCCCGGGAAGCAAUAGCCAUAAUCUGCUCCCAGCCACAACCUGGCUAUGUCCCGACUCAGGGAGCCGACUCUUCCUGCUCCUUGUCCUCCAGAGACGGGUCCCAGCAGCUGCGGGAGGAAGAUUUUCUCUUGGGAGGAAGACAGUGCUUCCCAGGAAGCAAAGAACCAAAUAGCAUUGAGAACAACUGCCUGGACAUGUGCACUGAGGCUUGUCUGACGUCGCCGAGGCCAAGGAUUCUGGGGAGCUGUGAUCAGGGGCUAUACUUCCAGCUACAGAGGAGUAGCCCUGCUCCUGUCACUCGCUGGAUCCAGGAAUUUCUGAAACUCUGCUGAUGGGCUCUCCUGGUGGGGGCCACUGGGACUCUCAACCCUGGCCCCAUUGUUUUGCCUCAUCGACCCCUUUGGACAGCUGUUCCCUUGUAAUGGGCUGACUUGACGCGUUAGGCAGUGUCUCCCACCUUUCGGAUUGCUCCCCCUGCUCCCCAGGCUGCCCUCUCUUUACCAAAGGCUUUCCCGUGGGUUGGGACAGCAUCUACAUUAGAGGUGACUUGUCUGCAAUACUCCUCUUGGUUCUAGGAGGGAAUCUAGUCACAAGUAUUUGCAUUGUUAGCAAGUAAUACCAUCCCCUUCCCACCCCUCAACCAAAGUCCAGUCUGACCCUUGAACUCUGCUUUCCAGGCUCCCUACUUCCAAUCGAAACCCCGAGGUCUCUUGGGGAUUGAGAACAGAGGAUGUGGAGGAAGCAACCUGAGCAGGUUCUCCAUGCCCUCUCUCCGUGGCUGAGGCUUACCUGCCUAUUUACACACUUUCAUAGCCCGGGAAAGGUUUCAGCCUCCAGGGCACACAUGGUGGUCACGUUUCCCCCGGUCCGUAAUCCUGGUGCGGGACGUCAUCUUGUCCUGUGCUGAAGCUGGUGGCACAGAGCUCCACGCCCACAGGAAGUCCUGCCCCAGCACCUUUCCCUGGGGCUGAGCCAGGCCCUGCUGCACAGCUCCAGGCUUCCCACUGCUGGGGAGGCUGCGGGACCAAGGUCCGUGUUGGCCCUUUUGUCGGGUGGAACAGUUGCCCAAGAUCAGGUGGGGGAGACUCUGCAGGCCUCCCCCUGAGUGUUGUCUAUUCGCUCCUUUCCUAAAGGGCUCUGCUCUUCAGGUGCCUGGAGGGCCCUAAGUCUUGAGACCAGGAAAUGUCUUGCACCAAGUAUACCUACCCCUGACCAGUCAUAGAAUCUAUUCCUAAAAGUUUGGAGAGAAGGUGGUGAUACCCAUGGGUUCUCAGCCAGAAGGAAAAAAAGACACUGGACCUUUUUGUUCCCUGUGGGGAAACCCAUUAGUUUUCUACACGCACAGCUUGCUUUCUGAGUCCACAUGGAAGCUUGCAAAGCUGUGUUUUUGAGACCUGAGUGCCAGGCAGGGCCAAGCACAUUGGCCUGAACCAAGUGAGUGUGUGUGAAGUAAAAGCGGGUACGCACACUUCCACGCUACCUCUUUGCACACACGGUUACUACCAACAGUUGUUCCCUCCUCCCCCGUUCUUCCCUUCCCUUCCCCAUUUAUAAUCACUUCUUGCAAAGGGUCGUAAUUAUUUCCAAAUAUUACUGGUCCGAUGACUUCCUCCUCCCAGUGCAAUUUUUCACUUCCUAUUCCAACUUCCGGUUCCUGGGCUGAGCUCUACCCUGGAAUUGGCCCAUCCCUACCUGUCUUCCUGUGUGAGGGAUGGCCUCCAAAUGGGUAGGCAAGUCACAGCCACCAUAGCAAGUAACAUAUUUAUUUUGCAUAAGAUUUUAAUUUGUAUAUAUUUGUGAUUUAUUUUGGCAUUGUUAUGAGUUUGACUCUCGGGGAGUUUUGUUGUUAUGACUCUUGUGUCUUUUGUCACAAAACAAUGAUAAUAUUUGCUAAACAAUAUAUGGAAUUUAUUUUUGAUUGGUAAUAAAAAAAUGAAAUAUGAAAUCUUGGUGCAUCUAAAUUUCCCUAUUUAAGUCCAGUCAGUAUUCGGUACCUGUCAUAGAAAUAGAAGUGAUUGUGAUUGGCUGUCACUAUGUGAGGGCAAGAGACAAGUAUUCUGGGAUUGUUUCACAGUGAAAAAGCAGCAGCAAUGUAAUUUUAAAUAUAUCCUAUAUAAUAAAAGGCUAAUGCAAAUCAA
Myotis lucifugus (little brown bat) is the source of this 4897-nucleotide messenger RNA. It is a transcript of the gene CNNM4, whose product is annotated as cyclin and CBS domain divalent metal cation transport mediator 4. Gene Ontology annotation, molecular function: magnesium ion transmembrane transporter activity; sodium ion transmembrane transporter activity. The coding region runs from base 134 to 2380 and encodes 748 amino acids. Gene Ontology annotation, cellular component: plasma membrane. The record is from RefSeq and is a predicted model, not a curated record. Lineage: Eukaryota; Metazoa; Chordata; Mammalia; Chiroptera; Vespertilionidae. The transcript is spliced from 8 exons. Gene Ontology annotation, biological process: magnesium ion homeostasis; magnesium ion transport.